Closterium sp. Naga37s-1 is the source of this 453-nucleotide messenger RNA. NCBI's taxonomy places the organism in Eukaryota, Viridiplantae, Streptophyta, Zygnematophyceae, Desmidiales, Closteriaceae. The record is from the annotation of a GenBank genome assembly.
AUGCAAGCGCAGCCACGUGACCCUGCUGCUGGCGGUAUAGCUGCUGGCGGGGUCCCUGCUGGCGGGGUCUCUGCUGGCGGGGUCUCUGCUGGCGGGGUCUCUGCUGGCGGUGUAGCUGCUGGCGGGGUCUCUGCUGGCGCUGUAGCUGCUGGCGGGGUCUCUGCUGGCGGUGUCACUGGCGCUGGCGGUCCCGCCAUGCCCUUCCCCCGUCCCUCUCAUCCCCCACAGCGACUGUCGCUGCACACGGGAACGGCCGCGAUAAGGGGAGACGUGAAGGGGCCACGACGGGGAAAGGGGAGGCGACGGGAGGCGACGGGGACGGCGGCAAGGACUGCAGCGUUCGACCGCCACUCCCUGCCCUUCUUCCCUCACCCCCCCACAGCGACCGCCGCGGCACACGCGAACAGCCACGACGAGGGGGGGGGUGACGGGCAGGGGGCGGGGCAGGCGUAG